GGAAAAUUUCUUUUGUUUGCCUGAUCCUAGAGAUGGCGAAGAAGCAGAGUAAGGGUCGCCAAAGGGUUGAGAUGGUGAAAAUGAAAAACGAUAGCAAUCUCCAAGUAACCUUCUCGAAACGUCGGGCUGGUCUUUUCAAAAAGGCUAGUGAACUUUGCACUCUUUGCGGUGCUGAGAUUGCAAUCAUCGUCUUCUCACCUGGCCGCAAGGUAUUCUCCUUUGGCCAUCCUGAAGUUGAAGCUGUCACGGAUCGUUACCUCAAUAUGCCCGACCCUCGGCAAACUUCAGGAACUAUGCAGCUCAUUGAGGCUCACCGUAAUGCUAAUAUCCGUGAGCUCAACAUCCAACUCACCCAGGUGGCCAACCGAUUAGACUCUGCAAAAAAGCGUGGUGAAGAGCUUAACCAAAUGAGGAAAGCAAUCCAAAGCCAUUGCUGGUGGGCGUUCCCUUUCGAGGAACUUAGCCUGCCACAACUCCAGAAACUGAAAACUGUCAUGGAGGAGUUGAAAAAGAACGUGGCGAGCCAGGGCAACCAUCUUCUUAUGCAGAGGAUGAACACCCAGCAGUUUCUCAUGGGGAGUUCUAGCUCAGGGGAGAUUCCUUACGAGACAAAGAACAAUAUUGUAUUCGAUGCAAAUAUGAUGCCUGCGGGAUACAGUGCUCCCGACAUGAUGCCUGAGGGAUUCAGUGCUCCCAACAUGAUGCCUCCUCCUCCAGGAUUCAAUCACCAUCCUGAAGGAUACAAUUAUCCGAACCCUCUGGGAUACAAUCCUGGAUUCGGACGUGGGUUCUUCUGAUUACUCUAGUUGCUUUUGUGUUGAAUAAAUAAAAAGCUGUAGCCACAGUGUAUGUUUCCUGUAUGGUUUUAUGUAUUUUGCCUCCUAGUAAUUGGUUCUUCAUGUGUGACUGUAAUCUCUGUUAGACUGGGAUGGUUAUGGACCUGAGAGGCCUAUUAAUUGUUUAUGUAUUUCGUUGUUGCUUAAUGUUCAAUUUGAAACUACAUACA
This is a messenger RNA of Theobroma cacao (cacao), 1006 nucleotides long. RefSeq names its product agamous-like MADS-box protein AGL62. Gene Ontology annotation, biological process: positive regulation of transcription by RNA polymerase II. Lineage: Eukaryota; Viridiplantae; Streptophyta; Magnoliopsida; Malvales; Malvaceae. Gene Ontology annotation, molecular function: protein dimerization activity; RNA polymerase II cis-regulatory region sequence-specific DNA binding; DNA-binding transcription factor activity, RNA polymerase II-specific. The record is from RefSeq and is a predicted model, not a curated record.